Messenger RNA from Ceratitis capitata (Mediterranean fruit fly), 3989 nucleotides. RefSeq names its product Embryonic polarity protein dorsal (gene Dif). Bases 959 to 3874 code for a protein of 971 amino acids. The transcript is spliced from 7 exons. Gene Ontology annotation, molecular function: DNA binding; DNA-binding transcription factor activity. Gene Ontology annotation, cellular component: cytoplasm. Lineage: Eukaryota; Metazoa; Arthropoda; Insecta; Diptera; Tephritidae. The record is from RefSeq and is a predicted model, not a curated record. Gene Ontology annotation, biological process: regulation of DNA-templated transcription; cellular response to stress; non-canonical NF-kappaB signal transduction.
UCAAGAAGAAAUAAAGAGCAUAUAAUUUACCGUUAUGGUCAAGAACGUGGCUUUAUUAUACCAAGAAGUGUUCGCCGCAAAUAGAUUCCAGCCGAGAGACCCAAUUUUCAACCGCUUUUUGCGGCAAUUGGUCCGAAUGUCAGCUAUAAAGCGCCGAAUAUUUGUUUCCAAAGCGACAAUCGUCUCGUGCUUAUCUGCGUAGAUAGGCGGAGUUAAAUCGCUUCCUUUAAAACAUUAAAUGUCUCGUAGGCUGUAUGGCAUGUAGCGCUGUCUUGUUGGAACCAAAGGUUGCCACAUCAACAUUAAAGCCUCCUCGUUUCUAGCUCAUUCACCGAACUUUCAAUGCACUUGAUGGGCGUUCGGCUUCAAGUCUUGUACGAGUUAGGUUUUGUAAGCGGACAAACCAAGAUCCUUCCGCAAAACAUCGACUAUGGUCACAAACAGUUGAAAUUUCAUCCUAUCCCGAUGGCCGUAAGGUACCUGAGAUAGCGCAGUCGUCAAUCGCAACUGUUAAAAAAGUAGAGACGGGAAGACGAAAAAAAAUGAGAUCGUAAGUCUGCAUCCAUGAGAAGAUAAUUCCUUUGCACACAAUAGGCACUUUACUCAUAUAACUUCGCUAAUCACCUAAUGAUUGCAUGUAAAUGUAUUGUAUGUAAAUACAUAUGCAUGUUGAUAUUUAUACGAUUGUGUUAUAAUGCAAAACUUUAAAUGGCGGAUGGCAAUUAGCCGGCGCCUAAAGUUGUGAAGGAUUUACGCUCCUGGCGUAAACAGGUGAUGUAAAAAAACUUCAACUUCGAUGCGUAACCAUUCUGCAACUUAAUCUCAAAUAAUUCUGCGUGUGCUCUUGAAAUUAAGUUUCGACGUCUGACGGCAUAUGUAUCCCUAUUUUCUAAUAUACUGACAAAAAUAAUGUACUCGUAUUUGCGUUCAUAUCAAACAGUGCCGUUGUAAAAUAUUCAUGAUCACCAUGGAAGGAAAAAUGUUUGAUAACAGCCGCCUUGCGGAUUCGAGAGAACAUGAAUUGAGUGAUAUUAUUGAGAUUAUAUCACCGGAAUUGGAGGGUUCCACAGCCUCUUCGAAGCCAUACCUUCGUGUUGUCGAACAGCCUACCCGAAAACCUAUGCGAUUCCGCUAUAAAUGUGAAGGUCGCACUGCUGGGACCAUACCGGGUGAGAAUUCGUUUCAGGACACGAAAACCUUCCCUACUGUUGAAAUAGUUGGCUAUAACGGUGAGGCACUAAUACUUGUGUCUUGCGUUACAAAGGAAAAACCUUACCGACAACAUCCGCAUCAACUGGUUGGUAAAAAUUGUAAAAGCGGUGUUUGCACCAAAAAUGUUGGACCAGGGUCGCCACUGCGUGCAGAAUUUAGUAAUAUAGGUAUACAAUGUGUCCGAAAAAAAGAGAUUGCAGAAUCGUUGGAAGAGAGGAAGAAGAAAAAAGUCGACCCUUUUAAGACUGGUUUUGAUCAUAUAACCGAUCCGAAUUCAAUCGAGCUGAAUUCAUUACGCCUGUGCUUUCAAGGUUUCUUAAAGGGUGCGAAUGGUUGGGAGUCUCUGCUUCCAGUGGUAUCGGAGCCUUUGUAUGAUCGAAAAGCAAAAAGCGAGUUGGUCAUUAGUCGACUAUGUAGCUGUGCAGCAACCAUCGAUGGUGGAGAUGAAAUCAUUUUGCUUUGUUCAAAAGUCAAUAAGGAUGAUAUUAGAAUACGUUUCAAGGCAAUUGAUAACAAUCGUGAAGUAUGGUAUUCCUACGCCGAGUUUGAGCCAUCCAAUGUGCAUAAACAGACAGCAAUUGUAUUCCGUACGCCACGUUUCCCACAAUCGGAUUUGCCUAAAACUGUAAAGUCAUACAUUGAGCUAGAAUGUCCCAGCCUGGAGAAAAAGAGUGACGCAUUAGAGUUCGUAUUUCAUGAUCCAGGUACGCUUUCCUUUGCUAGUAUGCGUCGAAAACUUAAGCGAAGGCCAGACGUAGAUAUAUUUCAACAUAUAUUGUCCAUGGACAGCGAAACUACAGCUACAAAAUACUCUUGCCCGCCUGCUGAUUUCGAUUUCGAUCUGGAUGAUAAUGCUACCAUAUCGACAGAACGCACCGAAAGCACCGUUAGCAAACAGCAUAGUUUAGAUACGCUCAAUGAAACCGAAAGUAUAGCGCGUCGCAAUAGAGAGAGUAUCGCCGACGACGUUGAUAUUGAAUAUGAACGUCCUAAUGGCAUUGAACUCGAGUUAGAUGUGCCAAAUAUUAAGUAUACGGCUGCAGAUGCCGAUACCCAAACGUCGACUUCAUUAGACGAGAUAGUUAGGAAUCCAUCAUUGACAGACUCGCAUCCUUUGUCGGCGGUUGAUAAGAUCACUGAAUGGAUGCAUUCCAGUGAAUUCGAACGAACUGAUAGUUUGACUGUUGAGAAUGGUGAUACAAUAUCGCUCAGUCCGAUAACCGUAUGCACCAACAUAACCUUAUCAACUAACCAUACAACCAUAUCUACUGGUACUGAUGAAGAUAAAACUUUUACUGAUUUUACAGAACAAGUGCCUGAAUUGGAUGAUAUGACGAUGAUAUCCCAAUCUCGACGGGGAACUUUCGACAAUCCCAUGAUACAAAACUUGUCUCUUGGUGGGUCCCCAAUUCUCGACAAUAAGUCUAUUGAAACAAUGGUGGAAGUUGUUGCUACAAUUCCCGCAAAUAUCCGUUCCAGGUCACCCCCUCCAAUGGAGCUAAAGGAAAGUUUCGAUGAGAACUCCACGUGUAACAGUUUACAAAUCGCCUUCAAAAAUCCUAUUGCCACUCAAUCCAGUAAUGAGCCACGUUCUUCUUUACAUAUGUGUAACGAAAAUGAGUUGGUCAUAUUAAAAAACCCCCCCGCCCCGAAAAUACGUGUAAACGCUGUCCAAACACCACCAUCACCGUCCUCUCCACCCUUGCCCUUACCACCAAGAACCCCUUCACCCGUUUCUGAGCAAAAACUCCCCCCUCUACCGCCAAAACGAAAGACUUCACAAGAGUUUGGUUCCAAUUCACCAACUCCACAUAGCUCCGUGGAACAUUCACGCGCCAGCAGCAUUUCUUCACGACCACCCUCCCAAAUAAUUAUUAUGCGAACUCCCGAUCAAAGUCCCACGAAACGACAAACUACACCCGACCCAUCAACGAAAAAGCGUCAAGGAUUUUUUUCCCGCCUUUUUUCCCGUCGUAAAAGUAAGUGCGACAUAACCCAUGACGAAAAAUCUGUUAAAAAUCAAGUGCUAAAAGUAGCAUCGCCAAAUGGAAGCCGAGAGCCCAGCAUUGGCAGCUUCUCGUUCAGUGAUCCAAAUCGCUCCUCCCUUCGUUCGAAUAAGUCUUUGAAGGCUAACUCGGACACAUUACAAGCUCAAAGCUACAGUUCCGAGCAAAAGGAGAGCACUAAAAACUCAAAACCCGUGGGGCGAAGUGUAAGUAGCGUUUCUGGCAAGAGGCCAGCACAUUUAAAUGCCGAUGUGAUUCAUAUACCACUAAAAGGAGAUAACGCCACAAGCUUAUCGUCUUACGAAGGCAGGGCUUUCACAUUUGGCCAAUACUUAGACCGGAAAACACUUAGUGCCCUCCAUUUAGCCGAAAUACCUAUUUGUGAUGGCAAUAUGGAGCUUGUUGCAAUUGCCGAUAGACAAAGUAUUAAGAAUUUAUGCGAAGGCGAGUUCGGUGUCUUUCUUGAUCCUGAGGUAGACUUGCAAGAAGCUGAACAUUUCGCCCUAUAUACAAGUAUACCGACAGAACAUCAAGUUAUCGCUCAGAAUUCCGAAUUUAAUUUAAAGACCUGCGUGGCCACAAACGAAACACAAAUACUGACAGCUGACGAUAUCGCAAAACGACUGAUCGAAGCGAAUACAAUGCCGACCGAUUAAAUAGCAGUGUAUGAAAUAGAUUUUGAUCCUACUUCGGCUUUAGAUAUAUUUUUAAAACAUGAAAACUUUCAAAAUGUCUCCUUACAUGUUUUAUUCAAUUGUUUAACAUAUUUUU